AUGUCGUGCUGUGCGCGGAAGCGGGAGCCAACCGUCUCGCGGCGUGUGCCCCCGAAAAGCGAUUAUACGGUGCGAUGGGUGGCCCGUUGGGUGAAUCGGGACUACAUCACGCUCCGCUGCACGCCCCACUCCGAGAACUCGACUCGCACCAUUACGGUGGCCGGACGGCUGCACGAGGAUCUGGUGUACCCCUACGUGUUGACCCAGUCGAAGCACAUCUGCCGUGGCGAAGACUUUUUUGGCGGAAAGUGGAAGCCGAUGUUCACGGACAGUGACACCAAAUCGAAAGAAUCGAAGGAGACGACCACCCCCGCCGCCUCCCCCGCCAAGGCCAAGCCGUCCAGCACCCAGCCAACCGCCGACAGCAAGGAAAAAACGACCCCGGUGAGCCCUGGCCCGACCAAGACGAGGACGGCCGGCGGGAAGUCGAUGAUUGCCAGCGUGGUCAAGCCGUCCGCCCAGAAGCCCGCCGUCGCGGGGCCCAAGAUCCAUUUCAAGGUGUUCGAUCUGCUCCACACCCACUACGAGACACUCCCAACUACCAAUGAUGCCCCGGGACCCAGGCAGGAAGCUGUCACGAAACGCCUUGAAGUUCCCCACUCGGUGGAGGAGGACAGUCUGAAGACGUCGCUCAGUGAUGAUGCUUGGGAGCCGAAAUCGGUGUGCCUGUCGCUGACCGAGUCGGGCCAGCCGGGCGCCGGCGCGAAAAGACAGACCAAGAAGAAGAAGGGCACCACCUUGUCCAAGCCCACCCCCGACCUGCUCACCGCCUGCGACGACGACGUCAGCAACAAGUCCAGGAAGAAGAAGGAUCAGACGCUGGCCACCGCCGCUGAUUCGGAAAAGUCGCGGAAGAAGAAGAAACCCGGUCUCCGCGGCAUGCUGCACAUGAAGCCGAACGCUUCGAAAAUUAAGGAGGUCACCUGCGAGGAGGCGCCGAAGACGCUCAAGGAGGAGCUGCUGACCGCGGCGGCGCUGCCUUCG
This is a messenger RNA of Mesorhabditis spiculigera, 984 nucleotides long. The record is from the annotation of a GenBank genome assembly. NCBI's taxonomy places the organism in Eukaryota, Metazoa, Nematoda, Chromadorea, Rhabditida, Rhabditidae.